AUACAAUGUUUCGACUAGGGUUUAGCUUUAGCGCUCUCCCUCAGGCACUGACAUAUUUAUACACCUCCCUUCAGCCAGCUGCUCUCUGGCUAGGGUUUCUUCGUCUUUCGGAAAGAAAGGAAUAAAGAAAGAAAUCCUGAGAGCCCUUGUUGAAAUCUUGGAACAUGAGUAAGCUUGCGGGGGAUACCAUCAGAGAAGCUGUGACAACCAUAAAGAAUGGUGUGAAUGAGAAGCCACGCAAGUUCACCCAGACCAUUGAGCUUCAGAUUGGCUUGAAAAAUUAUGACCCACAAAAGGAUAAGCGGUUUAGUGGCUCUGUUAAGUUGCCUCACAUUCCUCGUCCCAAAAUGAAGGUUUGCAUGCUUGGAGAUGCUCAGCAUGUGGAGGAGGCAGUGUCAAUAGGCUUGCAAUGGAUGGAUGUUGAAGCACUGAAGAAGCUGAACAAAAACAAGAAAUUGGUCAAGAAGCUUUCAAAGCAGUACCAUGCCUUUUUGGCCUCAGAGUCUGUCAUCAAGCAGAUUCCCCGUCUCUUGGGCCCUGGCCUCAACAAGGCAGGAAAGUUCCCAACCCUUGUGACUCACCAAGAGUCGCUAGAGUCAAAGGUGAAUGAAAUCAAGGCAACUGUGAAGUUUCAGUUGAAGAAAGUGUUGUGCAUGGGUGUUGCUGUUGGUAACUGUGAUAUGGAGGACAAGCAGAUCUUCCAGAAUGUGCAGAUGAGCGUCAAUUUCCUUGUCUCACUUUUGAAGAAGAAUUGGCAAAAUGUCAAGUCCCUGCACCUUAAGAGUACCAUGGGAACUCCUGUCCGCCUUUACUAAGGAGUUCUAAGCAACCAUAGUUUUGUAAGAAGAGAAGAGUCUACCAUGAGCAGAACUGAGAAAUGUUAUCUUUGAACAUUAGGAUUUUAUGUUUCUGGAUUUUUUUUUGAAUGCUUCUUAUUUUUAUGAUUACCAGAAUUGUAUGAAGUUUUUGCUGAAUAGAUGUGAACUUUGUUUUCUUUUGAAUGAUUCAUGGUUUGCCUGACA
Messenger RNA from Populus nigra (black poplar), 1022 nucleotides. RefSeq names its product large ribosomal subunit protein uL1y-like. The record is from RefSeq and is a predicted model, not a curated record. Gene Ontology annotation, molecular function: RNA binding; structural constituent of ribosome. Bases 165 to 815 code for a protein of 216 amino acids. The transcript is spliced from 6 exons. Gene Ontology annotation, cellular component: large ribosomal subunit. Gene Ontology annotation, biological process: translation. NCBI's taxonomy places the organism in Eukaryota, Viridiplantae, Streptophyta, Magnoliopsida, Malpighiales, Salicaceae.